Lepisosteus oculatus (spotted gar) is the source of this 4172-nucleotide messenger RNA. RefSeq names its product poly(rC) binding protein 4 (gene pcbp4). NCBI's taxonomy places the organism in Eukaryota, Metazoa, Chordata, Actinopteri, Semionotiformes, Lepisosteidae. Gene Ontology annotation, molecular function: mRNA 3'-UTR AU-rich region binding. Gene Ontology annotation, biological process: negative regulation of mRNA splicing, via spliceosome. Gene Ontology annotation, cellular component: nucleus; cytoplasm. The record is from RefSeq and is a predicted model, not a curated record.
UAUUCCUUGGCAAAGAGGUGGGGGUGGAAUGCUUGGGACCUUGGCAGAUGGUCUUACCCAGAGUGCAUUGUUUUCAUUUAGCCUCUCAUUUGUCUGUUGUAAUUGGAUCCCGUUGGGGUAGUCCCAGAGCCACUGCCUGCCUGCUCGCCAACCUCCCUCCCUCUUAUCUGCUCUCUGCUGGUUUAUUGUUACAGAGUGACAUCGGGAUUACUUGUUACAGUAAAGCGUCUUACUGACAAUGUGGACAUCAGCCGAGGAAUUAUAGAUAUUUCAGGAUUUCUGCCUUUUCUUUGCUCAUAAAGACAGGUCUGUGAACAUUGGGAGCCACUUGCACCAGGAUUUUUUUUUUGAUGAUCUACUUUCAUGCGUCUCCCUGUGUCAGACUCCAAAUCCAGAAUGAACUGUGAGCAGGACCUUAUAGACGGGGGUAUGAACGUCACCCUCACUCUCCGGCUGCUCAUGCAUGGAAAGGAGGUCGGCAGUAUCAUAGGGAAGAAAGGAGAAACUGUGAAAAGAAUACGAGAAGAGAGCAGCGCACGUAUCAACAUUUCUGAAGGGUCCUGUCCAGAGAGGAUAAUAACAAUCACAGGAUCGACAGAGUGUGUGUUUAGAGCCUUUACCAUGAUCACGAUAAAGCUUGAAGAGGACCUCAGCACACUGGUGGCCAAUGGCACAGUUACCAACAAACCCCCAGUCACACUGCGUCUUGUCAUCCCCGCCAGCCAGUGUGGCUCGCUGAUAGGCAAGGGAGGAUCCAAGAUCAAGGAGAUCCGAGAGAGCACAGGAGCACAGGUCCAGGUAGCAGGAGACUUACUGCCUAAUUCUACAGAGCGGGGAGUGACGAUAUCUGGAACCCAGGAGGCCAUCAUACAGUGUGUCAAACUCAUCUGCACAGUCAUACUGGAGUCUCCACCAAAGGGUGCCACUAUUCCAUAUCGCCCCAGUCCUGCCCCAGGAGCAGUACUCCUUGCUGGAAAUCAAGUUUUCGAAGCCUCUGAUUUUGGGUCACACCCACUUUUCUCAAUGGCUCAAGGAAGUCUGGAGCUGCAACAAGCCUACACAGUACAGAACCAAUAUGCCAUUCCGCAUUCAGAGUUGGCAAAGCUCCACCAGCUGUCAAUGCAGCAGGGUGCCCUUGGUCCCCUAGGCCAGACAGCCACCCCUGUCCUGCAGGGAAUGGAAUCCAGUUCACAGACAACAUCCCAGGAGCUCCUCAUUCCAAAUGAUCUGAUUGGUUCAAUCAUUGGGCGACAAGGCACCAAAAUCAAUGAGAUCAGGCAAGUUUCGGGAGCCCAGAUUAAAAUCGGCAGCCAGCUCGAUGGGACGAGUGACCGGCAUGUCACCAUCACUGGGUCACCAAUUAGCAUCAACUUGGCACAGUACCUCAUCACAUCGUGUUUAGAGACCGCCAAAUCCACCGCCCAGUCCUCUUCCAUCACGAGUCCCGUUGACCUCAACAUGACCUUCACCCAGCCCGCCUCCCCCGCAUCGUCCUCGGCUGCAGCCCUGGCAGCCAUGGGUGCCAUGCCCCCUGCUCAAAUGCUGGGCGCCCCCUACGCCCUCCCCCUCUCCAGCAUCCUGGGAAUGAAAUCCGUCCCUUUCCUGGCACUGUCUGCCCCUGCCGCUGCCCCCACUGCCCAUGGGACCCUAGCUUCCUACACGGCCAAAAUCUCUUCAGCCAAUGGGAUCAAGAAGCCAGAGAGACAGAAGUUUGCUCCCUACUGAUGUCCCCUGACAAGAUGAUCUCCUUCCUCUUUAUUUCCCCUGCCUGGAUUUAGCUGGAUAGAAAUCUUUACCAGAGACUGGAUAGCUUUUUCAUUUUGUAGCCUAGAAAUGCAUUAUAAGGUGUCCUCUUUAAACAGUGGAGAGGACACUGAGGAAGUCAGCAAAUAUUUGCCAGCAGGAAGGUCCCUGAAGUCAGACUUAUUCUGUCCCACCUCUCUCACUCUCCACUAUUUAUUGACAAACAAAUGAGAACAAAAGAAGUUAUUUCCUCAAAGAGUUUGUAAAUGAUACACUGGUCACUGAAGCUAACUGUAUGUAUCUGCUUUUAUACAAUAAUGUCUGUGUAUGCUCCUGUAUGACUUUAUGAUUUUUUUUAAUAUAUAUGAAAUGUAUAAAUUGAAUUGUUUUUAAAAUGACUACAGCUUGAAACCUCUUUGCCGUAUGUUUUUUAAAAGGCAGUUUCAAUGCAUUUAUUUUAAAUGUGUAGUUUUGUUUACUUUAUUUAUUAUUAUUUCUGAAAUGAUGGCAGGUAUAUACACAAGUUUUGGAGACCUGCGACUGAUGAUACAAAACAGGCAGUUGUUUCAUGCUUUACAAAAAAGCUUGUUGGCAUUAAGCAAACUUGCAGUCGUUCCUAAAAAGAGGUGGGGUUAAAAAUUACCAUAUUAGUGUUUUAUAGGAAGGGUGUGCUGCCACUUCUAAAAUGUAUCAAACCAUUAAAAUUAAUUUAAUAACGCAUACUACAGCCAGUCCCAUUUUAUUUCUGCAUUUCAAAGAUGCUUAAAAGAUAAUUAUUCACCAUGAAAUUAUAUUUUGGCAAUAGAAACUAUCUAGUUAUUUGAUUUGUCCCUCUAGUGUCAGCACCUAGAUCUUCAAAUUGACUCUGCCUUUACAAAAAUACUGAGUGACAUUAGAAGAUUACAAGCUUACUAAAAAAACUACAUCACAGGUGUGCUGGAGGGCCUGUGUGUUUGUAACUGUUCCAAGUCUCGCAACAGCACGUGAUAAGCUGGGAGAAGCUGUUAAACUGGUCCAGUUAAACCAGUAACCAGCUGGUUUGAUAAGUGAAGAGUUGGAAUUAAAACCCACAUACACACCAGCCCUUCAGAACCAGGAUUGGAUACUCCUGUUCCUGCUCUACAUUCAACUGGUGCAUGAGUAAAGGAGCACAUGAUAUGAAAUUAACAUUUAAAUGCUAUAAAAUGAUAAAACACUAAAGUGUGAAACAGGUUUAUGCACAUACUGUAUGAAUGUGACUGUGGCAAGUGACAUCCAGUUAAACAGUUUCCCAGUCAUGGUGCUUUUGUUUUUGUUCCAUCUCAGCUCCUUAUAUAUAUAAAUUACUGAACCAUUAAUGUAUCCACUUGUUUUUCUACACUUAGAUCUUACUUUUAGAAAUUCCUUCAUAUGAGUAAUAUUUACAAGAAACGGUGCAAAUUAAUUUCCCCUUCAAUUUGUUUUUGAAUUUUUGCUCUCCCAUAAUUUUCUAAACUAUGAAAUUAUUCCUAAUUGGGGUGUCAUUAAUGAUGUACAAAAUCAGGUAUUAAAUGACGCAUUCCUGUGCCCAAUGUCUCAAACAAUCCCAUAAAAACCAACCAUUCUUAGACAACUGUUCAUAAUAAAUUCCACCUCACAAUACAUACAAUAAAAAAUGUCCAGCAUUUGGUACAGAGUUGAUGCCAGAGCUCAAGACUACCUGAAUAGCUGAAACCUUUUUGGAAUAAUAAUUAAAUUAAAGGUUCGAUAAGCUUAAAUAAGAAAGGACUCAGCUGGAAUGAAAACAAAUCAGAGAUACUGUAAAACCAUACAUGGGAAACAGGAUCUAAUUAAUUUAAAUGAAUCUAAUUAAAUUAAACAUGAGUUUUCACAUUAUUUAAGAGAUUAACCUUUUAAAGCAGUUUUUAAAAUGCAGUUUCAUGAAUUUAUCUUCCAAUUUUCCAACAAGCUUUGGUACGGUAUGCACACCUUGAUUUUUUUUUCUCCAACAGACUUAAUUUGCAUGAACAUGACUGGCCUUAUUGUCUAUGCAAAACAUCUGCUUCUGGUUUUUACAACUUUCUAUUCUCCCAUAUAUUCACAGCAGUGCACAGCUGCAAAUGGGAAAGGGCUACUCAGACCAGUAUUAUAGGCACCUCAUUAGCUUGUUCUUUUGUUACCCCAGAUUCUGUGAACCAAAUUAAGAAGCAUCUGUGCAUUCAGCACAGCAGCUUUCGCACACAAAACAAUCCUAACUUUUUACACCAACAAAUUUGCACUUGAAAAUUGUAUUUUGAACUGAAGGCCAAAAAUGUUUUCCUAAUACUGUAGUGUUGUUUUCAUACAAACGCUAAUCAUUUCUGUUUACCACAAAUACUUUAGAUUUUUUUGUGAUUUAUUUUUUUUAAUUUUUGUUGUUUGAGCAGUGCCCUUCAAAUAAAUCAAUAAUGCAUUAACCUGCUUCUGUUGCA